This is a messenger RNA of Emiliania huxleyi CCMP1516, 1920 nucleotides long. RefSeq lists its product as hypothetical. Gene Ontology annotation, molecular function: protein binding. Lineage: Eukaryota; Haptophyta; Isochrysidales; Noelaerhabdaceae. The record is from RefSeq and is a predicted model, not a curated record. The transcript has a single exon. Bases 1 to 1920 code for a protein of 639 amino acids.
AUGGCCGCCCAGCGCCUGGAGUGCCCCGUCUGCCUGGAGGUGCAGGACGGGCGGCAGCACCAGUGCCGGGAGGGCCACGUCUUCUGCGCCUCCUGUGACUCCAGCCUGCGAGCCCCGCGCCUCUGCCCCGAGUGCCGCAUGGCUCUCGGACCGCUGAGCCAGGCAAUCCGAAACAGAAGCCACGAGGAGCGGAUCGCGGCGCUGCCGGCGGCGUGUUCGCACUGCGGGCUGGCGACGACGCGCGGCGAAGUCGCCGCCCACGAGCAAGGCUGCCCGCAGCGGCCGCGCACGUGUCCCGCGGCGGAGGCUGGCUGUGCGUGGUCGGGGCUGCUGGCAGACAAGGCGGCGCACGAGGCGACGUGCCCCUUCGCCGUGUGCCAGCGCAUGAUGGCGCCGCUGCGAGCCCAAGUGGCGGCGCAAGGUGCUGAGAACGAGCGGCUGCAAGCCCAGUUGGCGCCGCUGCAAGCCCAGUUGGCGCCGCUGCAAGCCCAGGUGGCGCCGCUGCAGGCCCAGGUGGCGCCGCUGCAGACCGAGGUGGCGGAACUGCGGGCGGAGAACUCCCUGCUGCGGUCGCGCGUGGCGGCGCUGGAGGCUGGCGAGGGCGGCGAGGAGGGAGGGCGGCGGGUGCGGCAGCGCGUUGGCGCCGCGCCGCAUGACGCGCCUCCGAGCAAUGCGGAGGUGCGGGCGAUGGACGUUGCGGCGGCGGCGGCGGUGCUGCGGGCGCACGUGUCGGUCAGCCGCGUUGCUGUUGCGGCGUGCGAGCGCUUGGCGGAACUGUGCAUGGAUGAACAGAACGAUCAUCUGGCGGCGGAGGCGGGCGCGAUCGAGGCGGUUGCGGCGGCGAUGCAGGCUUACCCGCAGGAGGCGGAGGUGCAGAGGCAUGGCUGCACGACGCUGCGCAUCGUGUGCUUCGGCAACGACGCCGCAGGGCUCGCACGCAAGCAGCGCGCAGCAGGCGCGGGCGCGAUCGAGGCGGUGGCGGCGGCGAUGCAUGCUCACUUGCAGGUGGCGGGCGUGCAGGAGCAUGGCUGCACGACGCUGACCAACGUGUGCUCCGGCGACGACGCCGCAGGGCGCGCACGCAUGCAGCGCGUAGCCGACGCGGGCGCGAUCGAGGCGGUGGCGGCGGCGAUGCAGGCUCACUUGCAGGUGGCGGGCGUGCAGGAGCAUGGCUGCGGGGCGCUGGGCAUCGUUUGCUGCGGCACCGACGCCGCAGGGCUCGCACGCAAGCAGCGCGCAGCAGGCGCGGGCGCGAUCGAGGCGGUUGCGGCGGCGAUGCAGGCUCACCCGCAGGUGGCGAGGGUGCAACAGCAAGGCUGUUUGGCGCUGUGCAUCGUUUGCUGCGGCACCGACGCCGCAGGGCUCGCACGCAGCCAGCGCGUAGCCGACGCGGGCGCGAUCGAGGCAAUAGUGGCUGCGAUGCAGGCUCACUCGCUGGUGGCGGGCAUGCAGGAGCAAGGCUGCGCGGCGCUGGCCAACGUGUGCUCUGGCACCGACGCCGCAGGGCGCGCACGCAAGCAGCGCGCAGCAGGCGCGGGCGCGAUCGAGGCGGUUGCGGCGGCGCUGCAGGCUCACCCGCAGGUGGCGAGGGUGCAAGAGCAAGGCUGUUUGGCGCUGCGCAUCGUGUGCUGCGGCACCGACGCCGCAGGGCUCGCACGCAGCCAGCGCGUAGCCGACGCGGGCGCGAUCGAGGCAAUAGUGGCGGCGAUGCAGGCUCACUUGCUGGUGGCGGGCUUGCAGGAGCAAGGCUGCGCGGCGCUGGCCAACGUGUGCUCUGGCACCGACGCCGCAGGGCGCGCACGCAAGCAGCGCGCAGCAGGCGCGGGCGCGAUCGAGGCGGUGGCGGCGGCGAUGCAGGCGCACCCGCAGGUGGCGAGCGUGCAGGCGCAAGGACAGCGCUUGCGCGAUCUGCUUGCCUGA